AUGGAAAACGCACCGAAGUGGAUGAAGACCGCGCAGCCAUGGAGUCGCUCCAUGUCGCAGAGAUUCCUCACAACCCUUCGACCGCGGCUUACAGUGGGAUACCUGCUGUGGGGUCUCAUCGGGCUCUAUGUCUUCUACUGCAUCCUCAUCCAGUCACCUCUCUUUGCAUCCAGGCUACCAAAUUACUCGGGGCCAUUUGAAGUUGGAGCAAUAGACAUCGAGGUUCCCGUCCGUACUCCUCGCAACACGAGCGACUCAGUUCUCGCCAGCAACGGCCAGGCCGCAUUCAACCUCGAAACGGUGCUGUUCACCCUGUAUUAUCCAGCCGAGAAGGGUGUAAGGGGAGCAGGUCAUCACUAUUGGGUUCCAAAACCCAUCAGCCUCACAGCAGAGGGCUAUGCGAGGGCCGCCCACUUCAACAACUUCAUCUCACGACCGAUAUUCACCUUCGCAGUAUGGGCUUUGGUGGGGGGCAUCAAGAUUCCAGCACAAGUUGAUGUGCCGCUUCUUUCAUCGACAAGCGGGAAAGGAAAUGAGAAAUUCCCCGUCGUGGCGUUGUCUCACGGCCUGGCCAGUUCCCGGACGGAUUACACGCACUACUGCGGUGAGCUCGCGAGCCGCGGAAUCGUCGUGGCUGCCAUCGAGCAUCGCGACGGCAGCGGACCUGGCUCGGUCGUUACAGCUACAAACGGCAAGAGCCGUAGGGUCAUGUACCUCACCAAGAAUGAACUCAGAGGAGGCAGGGAGAUGGAGUCUGAUGAUUUGAAGUUCGAACAACUCGCCUUCCGACAAGCUGAGAUUGAAGAGACGAUAGCGGUGUUGCGGUCAUUACACGUCGGAAAGGGGUCAAAGAUCUUCACAGACAACGCCCGCCAAGAAGGCCAUGGACUCGCCGAUUGGGAAGGUAGACUCGACUUCUCCCAAACAGUCAUCGCAGGCCAUUCAUUUGGCGCAACGGGUGCGCUACAGGCUCUCAAAGGUGCUACCUCAAGCGAGAACCCGGCCGUGGGAGGUAUUGCUCUUGACCCAGGGAAGAGCAGCGGACGACUGAACACCGAUAUCGACGUGCCAAUCCUCAUCGUCCACUCCGACUCCUGGUCCAAAAAGAUUACACCGUUCUUCGGCCGGCCGCACUUUGAUACGGUCAGGGAUAUCGCGAGGGACGUACUCAAGCGCGUGGGCUCGAGCUGGUUCCUGACCAGCCUGAAGACAAGUCAUCCCAGCGUGACUGAUGCGCCGCUCAUUGAGCCUUUGCUGCUUCGCUGGACUACAGGGGCUACGAUUGAUGUGCGGCAAGGAUUGCGGGAGUAUGUGAGGGUCACCAUGGAGUUUAUGACAUUUUUGAAAAACGGUACGAGAGAGGGCGUCUUGUCCGAGGGGGUAACGCAUGAGGAAUAUGGAAAGGAUACGAUGACGGAUGAAGAGAGGGCGAGGAUACCCAAGGAAACGACGAAAUAUUGGCAGAUUCACGUCGCGCCGGCUCGUGAAGUGCAAUGA
Colletotrichum fioriniae is the source of this 1497-nucleotide messenger RNA. RefSeq lists its product as uncharacterized. The record is from RefSeq and is a predicted model, not a curated record. NCBI's taxonomy places the organism in Eukaryota, Fungi, Ascomycota, Sordariomycetes, Glomerellales, Glomerellaceae. Gene Ontology annotation, molecular function: 1-alkyl-2-acetylglycerophosphocholine esterase activity.